Molecule: messenger RNA, 1114 nt
Organism: Bufo gargarizans (Asiatic toad)
Lineage: Eukaryota; Metazoa; Chordata; Amphibia; Anura; Bufonidae
Gene: HSD17B10
Product: hydroxysteroid 17-beta dehydrogenase 10
Exons: 6
Coding region: 91-873 (260 amino acids)
Biological process (GO): fatty acid metabolic process; androgen metabolic process; estrogen metabolic process
Cellular component (GO): mitochondrion
Molecular function (GO): estradiol 17-beta-dehydrogenase [NAD(P)+] activity
Source: RefSeq, a predicted model, not a curated record
GUCUCGGGUUCUGAUUGGUUGGUCGCGGAGUUUACUCUGUCUGCUGAUUGGCUGACUGUUCCUGCCAGGGUAUCGGGGGCAGAAACAAACAUGGCGAAUUUGAGGAGCUUGAAGGGCCUGGUUGGCAUUGUCACCGGUGGAGCCUCAGGUCUGGGCCGGGCCACGGUUGAACGGUUAAUACGACAAGGAGCCAGUGCGGUCAUUCUGGAUUUACCGAGCUCCGAUGGGAACAACGUGGCCAAGUCUCUUGGGGAGAAGUGUGCGUUUGCGCCCACAGAUGUGACCUCAGAGGCGGACGUGAACAACGCGCUGGAGGUGGCGCGCACGAAGUUUGGAGGAGUGAAUAUCGUGGUGAACUGUGCCGGGAUCGCAGUUGCUGUAAAAACCUACAACAAAAACAAGCAGAAACCUCACAGCUUGGAGGAUUUCCAGAAAGUUAUAAAUGUGAACAUCGCUGGCACGUUUAAUGUUAUUCGCCUGGCAACAGGAGAAAUGUUAAAAAAUGAGCCGGACAAGGACGGACACACGGGAGUCAUAGUUAACACUGCCAGUAUUGCUGCCUAUGAUGGACAGGUUGGACAAGCGGCGUACGCGGCUUCUAAAGGAGGAAUCGUAGGAAUGACUCUCCCCAUUGCUCGAGAUCUGGCUCCACUCGGCAUCAGAGUUGUGACAAUAGCUCCUGGAUUAUUUGCCACCCCUCUCCUCCUCGGACUUCCUGAAAAGGCAAGAGAAUUCCUGGCCAAGCAGGUACCUUUCCCGAGCAGGCUGGGUGACCCUGAGGAGUAUGCCCACCUGGUACAGACCAUCGUAGAGAACCCAAUGAUAAAUGGAGAAGUCAUCCGCCUGGACGGUGCCCUUCGUAUGCAGCCGUAAUGUCUUGAGCACCAUUCAGGACAACACUAAGCCCCCCGUCAAUGUCUGAGGGCAUCAGUUCUCGAUUACACAAGGAGCAGCGAUGGAACGUCCUCCUAGACCGCACGGUCUGUGAAGUGUCUGUGAUGCCAGGAAUGUGCCCAGAAUGUUCUAAUAAAGACCUGGAAGAUCUGUCAUUGAUUGUAUCUCAGAAUUGUUUGUUCCUAACAUUUUUCUGUAAAAUAAAUAAUAAUGCAAUUCA